Lampris incognitus (smalleye Pacific opah) is the source of this 1989-nucleotide messenger RNA. RefSeq names its product leucine rich repeat containing 56 (gene lrrc56). The coding region runs from base 1 to 1863 and encodes 620 amino acids. Lineage: Eukaryota; Metazoa; Chordata; Actinopteri; Lampriformes; Lampridae. Gene Ontology annotation, molecular function: protein binding. The transcript has 13 exons. The record is from RefSeq and is a predicted model, not a curated record.
AUGGUGGAGGCAGCAGUGGAAAUUAAAAGGCCAGCUGACCUCUACAAAAUGGGCUGCCAGUUAGGAGCCAUGAGGCUCAUCAGAGAUGGACGAUCUCUAAAUUCAUUGAAAUCCUUGUUUGCAGCUAAGGACCUCUCACAGAUGACCUCACUAGAGAUUUGUGUGGACACUCGGGAAAACACGAUGGGUAAUAUUGGUGCCAACUUGCCCAAGCUGGUGCAGCUCAAAAUGAACAACAGCAUGAUCCUGUCGGUAAGAGACCUGGGAACCUCCCUCUCUCACCUGCAGGUGCUGUGGAUGUCUGGCUGCUGCUUGCAAGACCUAGAUGGGAUCCCCUCUUUCUCCUCUCUCAAGGAGCUGUAUGUGGCCUAUAACAGUGUGUCCGACCUGAGUCAGGUCAGUAUGCUGGAAAAUCUUCAGCUGUUGGAUCUAGAAGGAAAUAAUGUGGAUGACCUGGUCCAGGUUCAGUACCUGGGUCUUUGUGCCCAGCUUCACACCCUCACCAUGGAGGGAAACCCAGUGUGUGUGCGCCCACAUCCCACUGCAACUCAGAUGGAGGAGUACAACUAUCGUGUGGCAGUGAGGGAGCUGAUCCCUCAUCUGCGUUACCUAGAUGAUGUGAAGGUGGAGGAGGAAGGGCAUUGCUCCAGCAGCAUUAUGGGAGAAGACUGGUCCGAGCUCCAAGACCUCAUCAGAGACAGGAACUUCACUAAGGCUGCUGCUGAAGAUGAGACAGCGUGUGCCUGCAACAGACUCGGCUCUCCCACAAACCCCAGUUUCAGUCCCUCCUAUGUCCAGCCCUUCUCAUCAGUGGGCUCAAGGCCCCUCACUGCGUCCAGACUCAUGUCAGUAAUAGGGCAUAGAGCACUCCUCUCUUCUGAAUCCAGACCCUGCUCUGCAAAGUCAGACCAAGAUGACGCCAGCGUGCUUACACAUGGAGCUGGUAAGACCCUCUUCUACGGCAACCCUGUCCAGGCUCUUCGAGUGAGGAGAGAGAAGCUACGGACUGCACCCACUGCAUCUUUGUCCACAACUCGUGACCUGCCCAUCUUCAUACCGGAACACACAUAUGACAACGAGGAGCCUGAUGUUGGAGAGCGUGGUGAUGUGUUUGCACAACUUAGGGCCUGGAGCAAACAGCACGCUAAACGUCUCCAACUCAUAGAGAAGGAAACGUCACCUGAGAUACUGACCAUUGAGCACAGUGAUGAUGAAGAGGAAAGUGAGGACGAAGGGGAAGGCCUCGGUGUUACAAAGAGUGUUGGGAGUGAUGAAGAGUAUGAUAGGGAAGUAGGAGAGGGGAAAAGAGGCGAAGGGGCUGAUGCGAUCUCGCCAGACUCCUCUUUCCAGUCUCUUUCUCCAGACCUGUCAUAUGGAGAGGCUUUCUCCCCUGAUGUGACUCGACUGUCCCUGUCCCCAGACACCACCCUUUCUCCUUCUCCUCCUCUGAGUGACACAACAGCUCGUGGUAACUGGAAGCCAUCAGGGAUCCAUAAACGUAGACUUAGACUCAACCCUGCCAGUGGAACAGCCUUAUCUCUUACUAGCUCUGCAGUGCAGCUUCCAGAGGCAGAGAGAAGAGUCAGCAACAGGGUCCAGGAGGUGGUGAAACCCAAAGUCCCUCAGUGGCCCCUAACCACACACAUACCUCAUAGGCCAACUUCUAGUCCCUUUGACGGAAGGCUCAGGGAUCAAUGCGCAGGGACGGCGUUACGCAGUGUGCAAUUGGUCAACCAACAUGAAACCUUGAGACCUCUGGAAAGACCUGCGAUUCUGCGUCCUCUCACAGCAAGGGCGGCUCUGCAGAAACAUCGCCAGCAAAACGCACUAGAACCCAGCAGAGGGCGCUCACACCUAGACUGAGACCGGAACAGAACGGCCCAAGUGAUGUGGUGCAGGGUGGCAAGAGAGAGUGACAAUCCUCUACCUGUUACUCCAUCUGCACUGCUUUGCUCCAACUCUGCAUUGACUGAGGUCUGAUGGGAUUCC